GCCAUUGCGAGCCGGCGUCGGUGGGAUCGUCCGAUGGGCCUCUGUUUUGAGGAGGAGGGAGAGGACAGAAAAGGCUCGUUGAACGGGCAGGAGACCAGCUUGGCUGCGUCGUGUGGUUGGGCGUAG
Messenger RNA from Protopolystoma xenopodis, 126 nucleotides. The record is from the annotation of a GenBank genome assembly. Lineage: Eukaryota; Metazoa; Platyhelminthes; Monogenea; Polystomatidea; Polystomatidae.